Molecule: messenger RNA, 1355 nt
Organism: Zophobas morio
Lineage: Eukaryota; Metazoa; Arthropoda; Insecta; Coleoptera; Tenebrionidae
Product: zinc finger Y-chromosomal protein-like
Exons: 2
Coding region: 132-1151 (339 amino acids)
Biological process (GO): regulation of transcription by RNA polymerase II
Molecular function (GO): DNA-binding transcription factor activity, RNA polymerase II-specific; RNA polymerase II transcription regulatory region sequence-specific DNA binding
Source: RefSeq, a predicted model, not a curated record
AAGUAUUGAUUGUCAACAAGACUGUGUCAAACUGUUUGCCCCGAGACGACAAAAAUUAAUUAUUCUUCAACUUCAAUAAACAUUUGGGUUAAGUCAAUUCGUUUGGAGUUAAUCUUUACAAAACAGUACAAAUGAGUAUUAAGGAACCAAUUGUGGACACCCAGAACGCAUUUCAGCAACACCCAACGUUCAGAAAAUCAACUGAGGACCCUCGAACAACCAACUCACACUAUCACCGUAAAAAAUACUUCCACAAAAACACACUUUUAUUCGUUUUGAGAAAACAAACAAAAAAAUCCGCAGGAAGUGUCUUUGACUGUACAAACAAACUCACACCCUAUGGCUGCCACAAAUGUAGACAUUACACGACAUUAUUUUUUGAACAUUUACGACACCAUCUUCGAACAAAUUGUAAACCACCAACAACUCGACCAAAAUCCAAAACGAAAACCUUCAAAUGUGACCACUGCUCUUACAAAUCCAGAGAAAAACGAGACGUAGCUAACCACACACUCCGAAGACACACAAACAAGUCAGAAAUUGUCUGGAUACAAUGUGACCAGUGCACUUCCAAAUUUAAACUCAAAAGCGACCUACAAAAACAUAGGGUAAAACACGACGAAGAGCGACACUGGUGGAAAUGUGAACUGUGUCCGUACGAAACCCCAUAUAUUUCUAACCUGCACGCACACGUGAAGCGAAAACAUGUAACUGAAAACAAGUGGAUUCAGUGUGAACAGUGCCCCUACAAGAGUGUCUCUAUCCACAUUAUGCGACGACACAAGUUGACUUUGCACGAAAGUUUGGACAAUAUUGAGUGGUUUCAUUGCACCCAGUGCCCGUACAAAGGUAAAACCCGCGACUACUUGAGAAAACACCACCAGCGGUACCAUUUGAAGAUUUACAAAUAUUACGAGUGCGACAAAUGCACGUACAGAGGUUUCAGCAACGCGACGUUGCGGGAUCACGUGAUUAGAAUGCACGUGGAGGCGGCGAAAAUUCAGUGGCUUCAGUGUGACCACUGUCCGGCCAAAUUCAAAGUGAAAGACACCCUACGGAGGCACAUGAUCAAGUGCGAACGUCUAGCGCUUGAAAUAUCCACCAAGCGCUCGAGUAGUUUUGAUUUUCAAUAUCAGGUGGAAAAAGUUUGAAUUUGGCGCCACCAGUUAAGUUGGUAAUAGUUUUUUUGACAUUUAUUUAUUAUUAUUCUAGCAUUUCCAGCAGCACAUUUAUUAAUAAUGCAACGAACGUGAGUCAUUUAUUAGUGUUUGAGUUUGCAACGAUAAAAAAUAAAGGUAAAUUGUGGUUAAAUUCCAUUAAAAGUGGCACGAUUGACGAUUUUGGCCACCAGAGGG